CCUCUCUGCGGUGGGCGUGUCUGUGGCGACCAACAUGUCGGCGUCUGGAGUUUAACGGAACUUUAACGAAACAUUCACCGAGUUUAUCCGGUUAACGGUUAAAAUAUGACGUUUAAACGAGCCACGGACCCAGCGGAACCUUUUCACGUUAUUUUAGUUUAUAAUUUAUUCGUUUUACAUUUAUUUUUCAGCGCCAGCUUCCCGCUCGGUGGCUGUGGAGGAGUCAGCCCCGAGAGGAGUCUGGUCUGGGGUCCGGGGGUCGGCACCGGCUCAGUCCUCCCUGUGCUCCCGGUCCGGUACUUCUACAUCCAGGCGGUGGAUUCAAACGGACACAACCUGACUCUGUCUCCGGGUAAAGACACGUUUAAAGUGAAGAUCCGAGCAGCAGAUAACAGCGAACACGUUCGUAUCCACGUUCCUCCGCCUCUGGACCGAGGAGACGGAUCCUUCCUGAUGAGGUACCGACUCUACGGAUCGGCGACCAACGGCCUGAAGGUGGAAAUCCUCCAUGGAGACGCCGCUGUGGCCCAGUCGCCCUACAUCAUCCCAGGUCCGGUUUAUCAUGAAUACUGCGACUGUCCGGAGCCCGACGCCUCUGUCUGGCUGAACGUCAUGAAGUGUCCUGAAGACGAGCCUCAGAUUCUGGAAGAUUUUCAGUCUUUUCCCUCCAUCGACCUGCAGCGCCUCAGACAGGAAACGCCGCUCAGGUUCUCCAACCGAGGAGGUCUGGUUCACUACGCCAUCAUCAACAACCGGAUCUACAGACGGACGCUGGGCAAAUACACCGACUUCAAGAUGUUCUCAGACGAGAUGCUGCUGUCGCUCACCAGGAAGGUGACGCUUCCAGAUGUGGAGUUCUUCAUCAACGUGGGCGACUGGCCUCUGGAGACCAGGAGGACGGAUCCAGUUCCCAUUCUGUCUUGGUGUGGCUCCACCGACACCAGAGACGUGGUCCUGCCCACCUACGAGGUGACCCACUCCACCCUGGAGACCCUGAGAGGAGUCACCAACGACCUGUUGUCUGUUCAGGGACACACAGGACCUCCGUGGGUCAAUAAAAGCGAUCAAGCGUUUUUUCGUGGUCGGGACAGUCGAGAGGAACGUCUUCACCUCGUCUCUCUGUCCAAGAAAAACCCCGGCCUGUUGGACGCUGGGAUCACCGGCUGGUUCUUCUUCAGAGACCGAGAGAAACAAGUCGGGAAAGUGCCGCUGGUCGGAUUCUUUGACUUCUUCAAGUAUAAGUACCAGGUGAACGUGGACGGGACGGUGGCGGCGUACCGGUUUCCCUACCUGAUGCUGGGGAACAGUCUGGUCCUGAAGCAGGACUCUCCGUACUACGAACACUUCUACAGCCGCCUGCAGGCCGGAACCCACUACGUUCCCGUGAAGAGGAACCUGUCGGACCUGCUUGACGCCAUCAGAUGGGCCCGGCAGAAUGACGCCGAGGCCCAGGAGGUGGGCCGGGCGGGCCAGGAGGCAUCCAGGGAGCUACUGCAGCCCAGCAGGUUGUACUGUUACUACUACAGAGUAUUGCUCAUGUACUCAGAGCGGCAGGACGGACGGCCAAGUCGACACCCAGACAUGGAGGAGGUUCGUCAGCCGGACGACCACACGGCGGCAUGUUCAUGUCAACAGAGAAACCCAGAGAAAGAACCAAAGGAUGAGCUAUAAAGAGCAUUUAGACUCAUGGAGAACCUCACAGGAAACAUUCCAAUUAUUACUGGUGCUCUUAUUGUGGAGGGUAAAGGAAGUGGUAGUCACAAAGAACUGUUGAUGUCUGUAAAAGUUCCACCAGAACCUCCUUAGAACCAUUUUAUUCUUCAUCUCCAGUAACUUUAUCAAUGAUCAGAGUUCUACCUUCAUACUGUGAAUAUUUCCAGAGUUCCAGGCCCUUGAAGUCCAUAGAAGAGAAUGCCCCCUGUAGAAAGUUCUACAGUAGACCUACCUAUCUAGACUAUCUACUCUGGAACUUUCUCCAGCUGUCAGUAGGUCUACUCUAGAACUUUCUCCAGUUGUCAGUAGGUCUACUCUAGAACUUUCUCCAGUUGUCAGUAGGUCUACUCUAGAACUUUCUCCAGUUGUCAGUAGGUCUACUCUAGAACUUUGUCAAGGUGUCAGUAGGUCUACUCUAGAACUUUAAUCAGGAGAUAGGUGUACUCUUGAACAUCCCUUGGAGAAAGUUCUAUAGUAGACCUACCAACAACCCGUCCAACUGUCGGUAGGUCUACUCUAGAACUUUCUCCAGUUGUCAGUAGGUCUACUCUAGAACUUUCUCCAGGUGUCGGUAGUUCUACUCUAGAACUUUCUCCAGUUGUCAGUAGGUCUACUCUGGAACUUUAUCAGUUGUCAGUAGGUCUAGUCUAGAACUUUAAUCAGGAGAUAGGUGUACUCUUGAACAUCCCUUGGAGAAAGUUCUAUAGUAGACCUACCAACAACCCGUCCAACUGUCGGUAGGUCUACUCUAGAACUUUCUCCAGUUGUCAGUAGGUCUACUCUAGAACUUUCUCCAGGUGUCGGUAGUUCUACUCUAGAACUUUCUCCAGGUGUCGGUAGUUCUACUCUAGAACUUUCUCCAGUUGUCAGUAGGUCUACUCUGGAACUUUAUCAGUUGUCAGUAGGUCUAGUCUAGAACUUUAAUCAGGAGAUAGGUGUACUCUUGAACAUCCCCCGGAGAAAAUUCUAUAGUAGACCUACCAACAACCCGUCCAACUGUCGGUAGGUCUACUCUAGAACUUUCUCCAGUUGUCAGUAGGUCUACUCUAGAACUUUCUCCAGGUGUCAGUAGGUCUACUCUAGAACUUUCUCCAGGUGUCAGUAGGUCUACUCUAGAACUUUCUCCAGGUGUCGGUAGGUCUACUCUAGAACUUUCUCCAGGUGUCGGUAGGUCUACUCUAGAACUUUCUCCAGGUGUCGGUAGGUCUACUCUAGAACUUUCUCCAGGUGUCGGUAGGUCUACUCUAGAACUUUCUCCAGGUGUCGGUAGGUCUACUCUAGAACUUUCUCCAGUUGUCGGUAGGUCUACUCUAGAACUUUCUCCAGGAGACAUUCUCCUUUCCUUCUCCAGUCUUUAAGUUUAUUCUCACUUAGAACAUUCCAGGUGCUUGAAGUCCAUAGAGGAGGGUCCAGAUUUCUCACUUUUUCCGUUUUUGACCCUCAAACCACAUUUUAAUUUUCUCAAAAGUGUCAUUUUUGACAAUUUUUAAAGCCAUUUUAGACAGUUUUUGACAAAUUUUGAGUCAUUUGGGGCAACUUCUGUGCAAUCAGACAUAAUUUUCACUGAAUUACGGCCAUUUUGGACAAAUUCUCAGACAUUUGGGCCGUUUUUUUUUUUGUGGUUUUGAGAAAUUGUUGAGUGAUUUUUGGUCUUUUGGACAAUGAUUAUGUUAUUUUGAACAAUAUUGUAAUUUUAAACAUCCAGGGUGCUUCAACCUGGAUGAACGUAAAACUGAUCUGGUGUCAGCUUUUACCAGAACUCAAAUGUGUUUUUAAUUAAAAAAUUGGUCAAAUUAUAUGAAAUUUGGCAGAAUUUACACCAAAAUCAUGAUCAAAAACCUGCUUAAAAUGACAAAAGAUGUCCAAAAUUAGACUAAAUUGUCCCAAAAUUAUUAAAAUUUGUCCCAUAAAUGAUAAAACAUUAGAAUAUAAAAAUGACUCUGUUUCCCCAGAUUAUUCAAAAAUUGUUCCAAAGGACCUGAUAUUUUGUCCAAAAUGACUUUGAACUGUCCAAAAUUGGUCAAAUUUCGAUUGUCUUCACACUGAGACACCUGGAUGAAUGUAAAACUCACUGAUCUGGUGUCAGUUUUACCAGAACUCAAACAUGUUUUCAUGCAUGUUUUCACUUUUUAAUGGACUUUUUCCAUCAUUUCUGAGCCUCAGAACUUCAUCAGUCCAGCAGAUAGAACCAUGACAUUUAGGAGGAGAAACGCAUCUGAAUUCUGGCAAAAACUGACACUUCUCUGCCUUUUAACACUUGUUAUGUAGUUUUUGUGCCUUUUGUAGAACUGGUUGGUGAUGCAGGAGUUCUUUGUACUGUUUUGUAAAUGUGGCCUUUGUAUUGGACUCCUGUUUACCGUUAAUCAUAGUUACGUCUUAAAUAAAUCCUUUUUUUUUUUUUUUUUGAAAUUCUUUAUUUUUAGAAAAUAAUUUUUGAAAAGAUGAAAAUAAAAAACAUUACAUCCAAACAAAACAAACAUUGGGGUGCACCUUUAAGUUAAACAUUGACAGUCAUACCAUGCAUCAAAGAAUACAGAAAAGCCAAAUUUUUAUAUAAAGCCUGGUCUUACUGAAGAAACAUACUCAAUCCAACGUUCCCAUUUUUUAGUAAACUUAUCCUGUUGUAACCGAACAUUAAAGGUAAUUCUCUCCAUUUUGUAUAAAUCAUUGACAAUAUCUAUCCAGUCAUUUAUUGUAGGACUUUGUAGUCUAAGCCAUUUCCUAGUUAUGGCUUUUCUGGCUGCUGCACUCAAAAUCUGGAAUAAAUAUUUUGUUUUGUAAGACACAUUAUCAAUCCUUAGAACACCCAGGUACAAUAUUUCUAGUUGGAAUGGUAUGUCCAUUUGAAACAGAUCUUAAAAUUGUAUGUAGUUCUUCCCAAAAAGGAGUGAUCUGUGGACAUGACCAAAACAUAUGAUAAUGGUUUCCUUCUUGUCCCCCACAUCGUCUCCAGCAGUCUGAUGAUUUGGUAUGGUGCUUGGCCUGAGCGGGGGUUUUAAAAAAAUCUUACAAGGUUUUUCCAGCAGAACUCUUUCCAUGUUGCUGAGUUCGAUGUUUUCCAUUAGAAAGUUUCCCAAUCCUGGAUAGAGAUGGUCAAGUGUCCUCCUUUGUCCCAUUUUUGCUUUGCAGGACUUUGAGUGUCUUUCAUUUGUCGAAGACUUUUGUACAAUCUUGAAAGUGUCUUUUGAGUGCUGUUUACCAUUUAAGCAUCCGUGAAUACCUUCACUAAAGGAUUGUUUUGAAACUUUU
Messenger RNA from Acanthochromis polyacanthus (spiny chromis), 4962 nucleotides. RefSeq names its product protein O-glucosyltransferase 3 (gene poglut3). The record is from RefSeq and is a predicted model, not a curated record. Gene Ontology annotation, molecular function: protein binding; glucosyltransferase activity. Bases 106 to 1671 code for a protein of 521 amino acids. NCBI's taxonomy places the organism in Eukaryota, Metazoa, Chordata, Actinopteri, Pomacentridae. The transcript has 8 exons. Gene Ontology annotation, cellular component: endomembrane system.